Messenger RNA from Naegleria gruberi, 1717 nucleotides. Its product is annotated as LRR repeat domain-containing protein. The transcript has a single exon. The record is from RefSeq and is a predicted model, not a curated record. NCBI's taxonomy places the organism in Eukaryota, Heterolobosea, Eutetramitea, Acrasida, Naegleriidae. Gene Ontology annotation, cellular component: SCF ubiquitin ligase complex. Bases 1 to 1617 code for a protein of 538 amino acids. Gene Ontology annotation, biological process: SCF-dependent proteasomal ubiquitin-dependent protein catabolic process. Gene Ontology annotation, molecular function: protein binding.
AUGAAAAGACAAGUAGAACAGAUUGAUGCUCACACCCAUUCCGAUGAUGAUGAUAAUAGUGAUUCUGAUCAUGAUGGCAAUAUUAACGGAUCAUCAUCAAAUAAGAAAAGAAAAUCACUCGGAAGGCUAAUAUCUGUAUUUUCCAAGGAUUUAUGUUUUAAUAUUUGCGAAUAUUUGGAUAGUCAGUUUGUAUUAUCGGUGGCUCGUUUAAUUUCUGUGGAUUGGUGGCAUGCUUCUGAACUCUUGGAUUAUUCGUUGGAAUUUGUUGAAAUUACUGCAAGUAAUGAUGAAGGUAAAGAGUAUUUAGAAUCAAUUUUUGAAAGUCAAGUAUUGAAGGAUAGAUUGAAAUGUUUAACAUUCUCUAGAUGCUGUUUAGGAGAUGGAAUUGAGGUUUUCAGGGAACUGAAAGAGUCCAAUACAGACAUUUCCUUAUUUCCCAACUUGACCAGUCUUGAUUUGAGUUCCAAUCAUUUAUCAGAUGAAAAUAUUUGUGAAUUUUGUGGACUAAUUGAUGAGAAAUUCAUGUGCAAUUUGAUUGAAUUGAACUUGGAAUUCAAUUCAAGUAUUGAAAACCUUUAUCCGAUAGCUAAUAAUGAAAUUUUGAGAAAAAAUAUGAAAACAAUCAAAUUGAAUGGUAUUAGAGAUCCUUGCAAGGCUAUUUCUAGAAUGGAAAGUUUAACUUGUCUUCAGAUGAAACAUUGUAAUAUUGAGGAAGGUAGUUUUAAACAACUUCUCCAAAACGAAAAUAUGAAAAAUUUAUCCAAGCUGUAUAUUUCUGACGUUUGUGACGUAUCAAUAAUGGAAGAAUUGGCAAAUUGUCAACAUAUUUCUAACAUUGUGGAAUUAAUUACACAUUCUUGUUAUGUUGAUAUGAGUGGAAAUUAUUUCAAGCAUCCCAAGUUUUCUAAUUUGAAAAUAUUAGAGUUUGAGGGAGCAACAGUUAUCAAUAUAGAUCAGUUGCACCAAUUGAGUAAACUAGAGACUUUAGCAAUGCCUGAUAGUGGACUAACUGAUCUAGAAAUACAGAUUUUAUGUGGAGGAGAAUUUGGAAAGACAUUGAAAAGGCUGGAUAUUUCAUAUAACGAAAAACUUACAGAUCACUCUAUAGAUCUAAUUACAUCCUCAUUUACCAAAUUAUCAUCUUUGCUGUUAUAUGGAGUUGAUAAUCUCUCAAUAGAGUCUACAAAAUACAUUACCAAUAGAUUGAACAAUCUUACAGAGCUAGAGUUGGCGGGCCGAGACCAAUCUAUGAGCUAUCAGUAUUUUAAUUGUUCCAAUAUGAAAAAUCUCAAAAUCCUAAAGCUGUUUUCCCACCAAAUGGGUGAUAUUGGAUUGGGUACACUUAUCAAAAGCCCAUUCUUGUCCAAUUUGGAGCAUUUAUGGUUGCGCCAUUGUAAUAUCGCUAACGAGUUUUCUAUUUUGCUUGCUUCAAAGGAAAGUCAACUAAAAAAGUUAAGAGUUUUGGAUUUGACUGAAAACCCAGACCUCGUUUUUAGUGAUACAUCUCUUGGUAAAGAAUGGAUUCAAGAUGAAGAAGAGGAAGAGGAAGAAGACAUGACCAUUAAGUACAUCAUCAGAAGAAAUAUUCCAAGUUUGGAAAGAUUGCAUUCAAAUUAAUUUACUAUUUCCUUAUCUCAUUACAAUGUGUCUUUGGAACCAAAAUUUCUAACAAAUGAUUUCGAACUUGUUGGCUAUAAAACAUGUAAAUAUUGUAUGG